UAUUAGGAGGUUAAAAACUUGCAUAAAAGUAUUGAUACUAGUUGGAUUUUAGCAUAUUUUAAUAAGUUUCUUUUAUUGUAAAGAUGGCAUUAGGAAAAAAGAAAGCCGAGAAAUCAUCUGAAGCUGAUGUUGAAUCAGAUUUCGAAGACUCUAUCCAGAUACCUGAAGAAAAUAUAGAAUUGCCACGUGUAGCAUCUAAACAUGAAGUCGAUGUUAAAGCUUGUCCUGUUCGAAAUGUGACAGUAUUUAUUGAUCGAGCUGAAGUGAAUAGAGAAGUGGAAAUAUCUGCUGUUCCUGGCGACUGUGAAGUAUUGGUACAAAAUCUACCAUCAGUCAUUGAUAAAGAUUCAAUAAGAGUGACCUGUUAUGGAGAAGCAACUAUUGUUGAAGUAGCAUAUCAAGAAAAAGCCAUCUCAGAAAAAGUUGAAACAGAAGAUGAGUUAGAAUCAAUAAAAUCAGAGGCUGACAAAGUACGCAGUUCGAUUAAAAAGCUAGAGGGAGAAAAAUCGCGUCUUCUGGAGAAAGUAGAAAGUGUUAAAAAUGAGAAGGAUGCUUUGGAAGAAUAUCGAGUUUGCAUUUCAGCAAGCAAAGAUGAUAAAGUUGUGGAUGUAUUGGAAAAGAAAAAUGUUGAAAAUUUAUUAAGUUUCUUAAACAUUUAUAAAGAGCGAAGUGAAAAGCUGAUGGAGGCGUCAUUUUCUUUAAACGAGAAAUUAGAAGCUAUAAAUAAAGAGAUUGAUGUUCUAAAAAAGAAUCUGGAUGGUAUGGGACCUCAAAGUCAAGAAAUUACUAUGGGAAGACGUAUUUCAAUCCUUCUGGAUGUUAAAGAGAAAGGUUCAGUCACAUUGGUAGUAUCUUACGUUGUUUCUAAUGCAAGUUGGACACCAUUGUAUGAUGUGCGAGCAUUCAAUAAAGAUAGCAGUGUACAGGUUUUGUAUUUUGCUAAUAUCAAACAAAACACUGGUGAAGAUUGGGAAGAUGCAAAAUUAUCUUUAAGUACUGCAAUGCCAAGUGUUGGUGGAAGUCCUCCUGAAUUACAGCCACAAGUACUGAAUCUAGCAGUACGUUAUAAUUUAGUUCCCGAAAAAAAACAAUAUAGAAGAUUUUCUAUGAGGAAGAGGGUGUCAGGUCUAAUGGAUAAUUUUGGAAGUCUUAGCUCUGCCCCGGCGUAUGCAGAAAGUUCACUACCAGAAGCAAUGACUGUUGAAGGUAUUACAAGCACGAAUUUCGAAAUUACUCGAUUAGCCACAAUUCAAUCCGAUGAUGUAGCACACAAAGUCUCGAUAGCUCAGCUUGAUUUCUCACCUCAAUUUGAAUACUUAUCUACACCAAAAGCAGUCGCGCAUGCUUUUUUGAAGAUUAAAGCUAAAAAUGAAUCUGCAUAUGCUAUGCUAGCUGGAGAUGCUAACGUGUUUCUGGAUAAUAAUUUCAUUACUAAGUCUUCAUUACCAUCAGUAAGUCCAAUGGAAGAAUUUGAAGUUGCUUUGGGUGCUGAUCCUGCAGUUAAAGUCACUUACAAUCCAUUGAAAAAGUUUGAACAAAAGACUGGAAUGAUAUCCAAAGCACAUGUGUACAAUUUCCAUCAACAAAUUGAAAUUAAAAAUACAAAAUCAUCUCCUAUUAAAAUUACUAUUCAAGAUCAAUGCCCCAGAAGCACAAAUGAAAAAAUAAGGGUAACUCUUCAAGAACCAAACAUGAACUUGAAAGCAUCCUCGCCAAAUGAACCUGCUGUUGUUCAAGAAGGAAAUGCAACCUUACAUACAAAUGAUUAUAAAAUUGAAUGGGUUUGCGAUAUUGCUGCUUCAGAGACAAAGAAAAUUGAUUUGAGAUAUCAAGUUGAACAUCCUGUGGGUGUAGAUAUUGCAGGACUGUAAAAACGGGAAGCGUUUGCGAAACGCGUUGUAUUAUAAACUUGUUAUUUCAUGAAAUACAAGCUGCAUUGCCA
This is a messenger RNA of Hydractinia symbiolongicarpus, 1942 nucleotides long. RefSeq names its product protein F37C4.5-like. The record is from RefSeq and is a predicted model, not a curated record. NCBI's taxonomy places the organism in Eukaryota, Metazoa, Cnidaria, Hydrozoa, Anthoathecata, Hydractiniidae. The coding region runs from base 84 to 1871 and encodes 595 amino acids. The transcript is spliced from 9 exons.